This is a messenger RNA of Danio aesculapii, 2987 nucleotides long. RefSeq names its product growth hormone receptor b (gene ghrb). The transcript is spliced from 9 exons. The record is from RefSeq and is a predicted model, not a curated record. Gene Ontology annotation, molecular function: protein binding. The coding region runs from base 411 to 2075 and encodes 554 amino acids. NCBI's taxonomy places the organism in Eukaryota, Metazoa, Chordata, Actinopteri, Cypriniformes, Danionidae.
UGUUUGGGCGGAGUCCCGGUCCAUUUAUUUUUUAGCAUGCGAAAGUCUGCAUGCAGUAAACCGCUUAAGAGUGCCAUGCUGUAUAAGGUCUACUUAGUAAGCUCACUUCGCAGGGUGCUUCAAGGAAAAGUGGCGCCUUUCUUCGAAUGUGCCCUAGAAAAAAGAAGUAGCACGGAUGCGGGAGCCAACAGAGAGAGUGUAAGGAAAGGUCCUGUCACACAAGCACAGGACGCGUUUUAGGAUAAGCUGCUGAAGAGAAAAAACGAGCUAUUUUGACGCUUUUCUAAAACACUUAUAAUAGAUACACGUUUAAAAGCUUCGUUGAGAGGAUCAUACGAAGAGGCUUCUCGAGGAAGACAAGUUCAAGAUUAACAAAUCUGAAAUCGCACUCUUGGAAAAGGAACUACACCAUGGAGAAAGUCCUUUUCAUCUGUAUCUUGUUCACCGGUGCUGUGGCAACACAAAACAUGCUUCCUACAACACAGGGUCAGACUUCAUCUCGGCCUCAUCUGACUGGCUGUUUUUCUCGAGAUAUGAUAACUUUCCGCUGUCAAUGGGAUACUGGAUCUUUCCAAAACCACACAGAACUCGAGGAUCUGAGCUUUUUCUACAUGUUAGAAAAGGAUCCUAAGAAAACUUAUGGAAAAUGGAUUGAAUGUCCAAGUUACAACUCCUUGAGGAAUGAAUGCUACUUUGAUGCCAGUCAUACCUUUGUAUGGUAUACUUAUGUGAUCCAGCUGCGCUCUGUUGAGAAUGUUUAUGAGGAAAUGUCUUUUAACAUAGAAAACAUUGUGUUUCCAGACCCACCUGUACGUCUGAACUGGACUCUUUUAAAAAUGGCCUCCAGCGGUUUACACUGUGAUGUGGUUUUAAGCUGGGAUCCACCUCCGUCCGCUGGAGUGCCUCUGUCAGAUGGAUGGAUCUCACUGGUUUACGAGACACAGUACAGAGAAAAGGAUUCAGACCAGUGGAACACACUGGAAAAUGACAAAAACACACAGGCAUUUAUCUACGGUCUGGAAAGCAAUACUGAAUAUGAACUCAGAGUCCGGGCAAAAAUGAGAGGCUUCCACUUUGGAGACUUCAGUGACUCCAUCUUGAUACUUGUUCCUAACAAAGAAUCAAGAAUUUCGAUUACGGCUGUGCUGGUCUUUACUGCUGUCAGUGUCACCAUUAUCUUGAUGCUGAUUGUAGUUUCACGUCAACAAAAGAUAAUGGUGAUUUUCUUGCCACCCGUUCCUGGACCAAAAAUCGAAGGCAUUGACCCUUUGAAUUUUAAGAAAGGCCAGGCAAGUGACUUCAAAAUCUUAGGGACCCACCCAGACUUGAGGCCAGAGCUGUACAGCAACGAUCCAUGGGUCGAGUUCAUAGAGGUGGACAUUGACGAACCACAUGAGAGCCAGCAGGAGCUCCUCAUCGCUGACUCAUCGGCCUCGGACUCUCCACAGAUGCCUAGUAGUUUCAAGGAUGAUGAUUCGGGAUGGGCGAGCUGCUGUGAUCCAGACCUGUCAGAUCACGAUCAAACAGAUCUAAAACAAGCUUCCAGCAGUUGCCACGAUGGUUUCCUCCCGCUGUCGCGUGCACACUCUGCAGCCACCAGGCCACAAGAAACAACCUGGUCAAACAAUCUUUACUCACAGGUUAGUGACAUCACUCAGCGUGGUGAGUUCGUGCUGAGUCCAGAAGAACAAGAAAUGGCGGCUCUGCAGGACAAAGACAUAAAUAAGAACAAAGAAAUCCAACGGUUAGCGAUGAUUCCUGACGAAAGAGGCUACACCUCUGAGAUUGUGGCCAGUACGAUCAGCGCCCAUCACAAUAAACCAAACCCACCCAAGACUGAUCAAGAACAGCACAGUGAAUACAGAGACACAGAAACAUCCCCUUGGUCCAGUGCUUUUCCUAUUCUUGCAAAGCCUCCCAGCCCAGAUUACACAAUGGUUGAUGCGGUGGACUGGACAAAUGGUCUCCUCUUGAAACCAAAUACACCAACAGCCCCACAGAAAGCAGCAGCGAAGACUUCGUUUACUCCUGUAGGAUACCUGACUCCUGACCUUCUGGACAACAUUACACCUUAACUAAAAGUGGAGUAUGUUUGCUCUUUGUCAGAUGUCUGACUGGUUAGCCAACACCAAACAUGAGGUGUGAUCCACAAGGAGGGAAUCUUGAAGCAAAGCCAGUUCUCAAGCCUUCUCCAGUGGAAUGGACGUCAUGAACCAAAUCUAUUGGCAAGCUAAUAAAUGGCUGUAUAUGGCCUGGAGUUUUUCCUUUCUAAUUUGAAAGGUUAACAGGUUCAGAGGUUAUUUUGAGCAGAUAUGGAGCAUAAGUAUAUUAGCCUGUUGUUUGAUGCCAUAAAAAGAUAACAACUGAUUUUUAUUAGCUGGUUGUUUGAUGCCAUAAAAAGAUAACAACUGAAUUGUUAUGCUCUCACAUUUAGUCAUAAGACAGCUAUACCUGUUGAUAUACAUUUGUGUACUUUUAUUGUUCAUUUUCAGUGAACUAACCACCAGUAUGUGUCUGUAAAAAGUGCCUACUUUAAAUUUAAACAUCAGUGUUAAAAAAUGUUGCUCAAUUCAUUCAAGAGGGACUUCCUUUGUUUGUUACCUGGUAGUCUUUUCUUCCUCAGUGUUAUGCUUUUCUUCCAUAAAUGACUGACAUGUUUUUGUGACUCAAUGGGGUAAAUAUGGUGAAUUUUGUUUUCAUGACAAGCCGUCCUUGCUUGUAAAAUACCAAAUAAACCAGGCUAAACUGGUUUAUCUGUCUCUCUAAUUGGUUUUCGAGUGGUUUGAGACACUUUUCCGUUGAGACCAGAUAACUGACAGACUGUAAAACCGUCUAAAGUCCAGCAAACCUGCUAGUUAUUUUUUUUAGCAGGUUUGUACAUUUAAUGAUGUGCUUGGGCAUGUAUCAAUACUGUUUACCAGUAUAAAUCAAACAAUAUGCUUUGUAACCAUGUAUCGCUAAAUAAAACAGCAGCGUUUGAACUCUGA